Messenger RNA from Lolium rigidum, 873 nucleotides. RefSeq lists its product as uncharacterized. The transcript is spliced from 2 exons. The record is from RefSeq and is a predicted model, not a curated record. NCBI's taxonomy places the organism in Eukaryota, Viridiplantae, Streptophyta, Magnoliopsida, Poales, Poaceae. Bases 44 to 496 code for a protein of 150 amino acids.
CACGGCCAGGUGAAGAUUCCCGCCCCACCUCGCUAGGCCAGACAUGGAGCUCGAUUCACCUCCGCCACAACAGGCACCGCCGCUCGCCGACCUCGCCGCCGCCAUCCGCCUGGCUGCCGAGGCUGCGGCCGCGCUCUCCGCCCCAUCCUCCUCCUCUGCCGCAGCCGCUGCAGCGGCCACCCUCCGCGACGCCCACGCCGCCAUCGGAAGCUUCCUCUCCCGCCUCGACGCGCCCGCCGCUCUCCCAUCGGACAACGAUCAGCCUAUGGCGGAUAUCAGCGAGCCGGCCGGGCCCGUGAUUGGGGAGGUGGAGGACCGGCUCCGGGAGGUCGCCCUGCAGGGGAACAAGCGGCGGAAGCGGCCCGUCCCGCCGUCGUGGCCCCUCGGGCGCCGUUCCAGCGGCGCUUGCGUGGGACCGGAGGCCACCGAAUCGGUGCUGGACGUGGAAGGACGGCGUGGGGCUGCCAUGGAUCUCUUGCUGCAGUUCCAUGCGUAGGAUGAAAGGAUUCAUGAAUCAUGAGUACCAGGAACAAGGUGAUGACCGCUGGCUGCAGCACAUUUUGGCUUAUAUCAAGUCCUGUCGUCAUCUUUGUUCUUCAGCAGAUAUUCAUAGCCAGAGCACACUUCCACUCCGAGGCAGCUAGGAUGAACAGAGUGGUUUAAUAAAGAAAAAUAAUGAUACAACCAGAGUCUGAGACACUUCAGAUCAGAGUGAGAUGUUACAUUAGAAUGCUUGGGGCCUUCGGAAGUUCUAUUUCUGAACAAACGGGCUAAAGCUAAAUCAUCUGCCCCGUCCCCUUGUACUACUUCUUUUCCUCCUAUCGGACAUCAAACUGAUAAAUAGUCUUGCUCAACAUGUUUUGAUGUCCAGCA